Messenger RNA from Pocillopora damicornis (cauliflower coral), 871 nucleotides. RefSeq lists its product as uncharacterized. The record is from RefSeq and is a predicted model, not a curated record. NCBI's taxonomy places the organism in Eukaryota, Metazoa, Cnidaria, Anthozoa, Scleractinia, Pocilloporidae.
GUCAGAUUGUGCAAACAGGGGCAGUUACUCGAUAUAAAGGUUAACCAGACUGUCAAAGGCCCUACAAAGGUUUUCAUUCGUUCGUUGAAUCAUUCAAGAUGAGGCUAGAGGUGUUGCUUUUGGCGUUCGUCGCUACGGUUUACUGUGAACCUUUCGUUGAGGAGCAAGACCCUUUGUUAAUGGAUCAGGAGGAUCACGCAACGGAGAAACGGCAUCAUAAUUAUUAUUGUUUGGCGAGAGGAUGUUACUACAAUGGGCAUUGCCCAAGCGGUUAUUACUGCCAUAGAUAUUACCGCCGCUGUUGUCGACUUAACCCGCGUAGAUGCUCUCACAAAUCGCACUGUUCUAGCUCGCAGUGCUGUGCAAAGUACUCGUACCAGUAUUAUGGAUACUGUAGAAGCCUCAAGCAACCGGGAGGAUGGUGUCCAUGGAAGGGACCUGACGGUUACAACUGUGGCUGUGGACAAGGAUACACUUGUCAGAGAUAUGGGUCGAAUUACUACUGGGGGAAGUGCGUGGCUAGUUGUUCCAGAGACAGUAGCUGCAAGAAAACAGAGUGCUGUUCUGGUCGUCGUUGCAAACCACGGAAGGGGGCAGGAAAAUACUGUCCGCGCAAAGGGGCCGAUAUUUACCACUGUGGCUGCAUCGAGGGAUAUGAAUGCCAGGACGCUGGAGUGGGAAAGUACUGGGGCAAAUGUGUAAAGGUUGCGCCCCCUACCGAGGAGCCUGGAUCUGGGCUCGGGGAAUAGCCUCGUCAUCAUGCUGAGUCCAAUCGAGCCAGCGAUACAUUUCAAAUUCGCUCAGUUGGCAACAUUGGUGUAAUAUUAAUUGCUUUAAACAAAAAGGGGAUAAUAAAACAUGGCAAAUGAAA